AUGACCAAGCACAUCAGUAUCAGCUUGCUAAAGGCAAUCAUACUUUUCAACCCAAACCGCCCUAACCUCUCGCAUAAACUCAAUGUCAAACUAGAGCAGCAACUUUACAUUUAUUUACUACAGCGAUAUUUACUAUUGAAAUGCCGAUCGAAACCAGAAUCGCAAACAAUGUUACAAAAACUGAUGACAAUGUUAAUGGACGUCCACUUUGUGAGUGAAUUAGAGUUAACGCAUGUCCCUAUGUAUAAGGAGUUAACCGAUUAUAACGGUAUUAAUGAGUUGGAGAGAAAUAGGAUCAGGGAACUUAUGAGCGCUUCCAAUUUGACGGCUAUCGUAUUAUUCAACCCGAAUCGACCCCACCUAACCCAUAGGCACAAUGUUAAAACGUUGCUAUAA
Messenger RNA from Oppiella nova, 396 nucleotides. NCBI's taxonomy places the organism in Eukaryota, Metazoa, Arthropoda, Arachnida, Sarcoptiformes, Oppiidae. The record is from the annotation of a GenBank genome assembly.